UAGGUCUUUUAGAGGUGGGAGUAAGUUUACAAGUGCUCCUGCGGGAGCACCGUGGGAGUACUCACUGCAACCUUGCAAAUCAACACUUUACUAACCAACCGUUGCAGUAGAUCUCACCGGAACGCUGAAUUUGCUUGAAUCUAAACUAGCCGUUGAAACCAAAAGUGCAGAGAUGAUGAAAUCUGUAACCGUUGAAAUUCAAAAAUCCCCUUCUCUCAGGACCCCUUCAAUACUAAUGCUAUUGCUUAGUUUUGAAGAAUAGAUAGAUAAAACCAGGAGAAAAAUGGAGUUACAGGAGAUGCAGGAGCUGAGAUCAAGAGCUAAUGAGCUCCUCUUAAGAGAAGAAUGGAAGGAUUGCAUCCAUGUCUACUCAAAAUACAUAGCUCUAUGUGACGGAAAGAUAAGUAACAAAGCCCAAGAUACCUCAGAUCAGGAGGAUUUAAAGCUCAAGAAAUCACUGUGUCUUGCUCUAUCGAAUCGAGCAGAGGCAAGGCUCCGAUCAAGAGACUUUGUCUCAGCUUUACAGGACUGUAGCAGGGCAUUGCAGAUGGAUAAAACCCAUCUUAAAACCCUAGUUUGCAAGGGAAAAAUCUCGUUGGAAAUCGAUCACUACUCUGAAGCUUCUGAAUGCUUUCAAAAAGCUUUGACCCAUCAGACCUGCAACAACCAAGAUGAGGUUCAAAAGCUCUUAGAGAGAAGUCGAAGGCUUGAAACCCAGUCAAGAACAGGGGUGUAUGAUCUUUCAGAUUGGGUAUUGGGCAAGUUUCGAGGUAAAGCCCCUGAAUUAGCUGAGUAUUUGGGCCCAAUACAGGUUCAAAGAUCUUAUAACAGUGGUGGAGGAAGAGGACUGUUUCUGACUAAGAAUGUGGAUACAGGAACUUUGCUAUUUGUAUCGAAGCCUACAGCGAUGGGGCGAGCCAUCUUGCCUGAAUCAGGAGACCAUGAAUCUGCUAGGCUCAUAAUGUGGAAGGAUUUUGUUGAAAAGGUCCACGAAUGCAUUUCAAAAUCUGAAAAAAUCAGGAAAAUGGUGUAUUCUUUAGCAGCUGGUGAAGAAGAAGAAAACUUGGUGGUUCCUGAUAUGGAGCUCUUUAGGCCUGAUUCCGAAAACCCACUUCAUGUUGAGCAAGAAACAAGCAUAGACAUGGAUAGAAUCAUGAAGAUACUGGAUGUGAAUUCCCUGACAGAAGAUGGGUUAUCUGUAAAAAAGCUUGGAAGGCUAGGUGAGGACAGUUAUGGAGUUGGGUUAUGGAUAUUGGCCUCUUUUAUCAACCAUUCCUGCAACCCCAAUGCAAGGAGGGUUCAUAUAGGGGACCGAAUGCUUGUUCAUGCCUCGAGGGAGAUCAGAGCAGGGGAAGAGGUGAGAUUCAGCUAUUUUGAUGUGCUUUUGCCAUUAACAAAGCGAAGAGAGUUCUGCAAGAAUUGGGGCUUUCUCUGUGAGUGUGAUCGAUGCAGGAUCGAGGAGGGUUGCAUCGAUGAGAUGUUAGAGUUAGAGAGAGAAUAUGAGAGUGGGUUAGAUCCCGGUGAGGUGGUGGUCAAAGUGGAGGAGCUGAUUUUGAAGGGGAGGAGAGAGAAAGGGUGGGGGAAGAGAGAGAGAUGGUUUUUUAGGGCUAGUUUUUGGGAGGUUUAUUGGAGGGUUUUAGAGUCAGAGAGGUUGAUGAGAAAGUGGGGUAGGAUAAUUCCUUCACCUCAAAGCCUGGUUGAUGAUGCAAUAAUGAUUUUUGGGGAUGAGAGAGUUUUGAGGAUGGCUAAAGAGGAGUUGAAGAAGGUAGGGGGAGAGAAAGGAGUGAGAGUAUGCAGGGGAUUGUAUGGGAAGAUAAUGAAGAAGAAGCAAGCCAUGAGAGCACUUCUAGAGCUCAGCUUGUGUGAUGAGAGUGAAAAGAAGGUGAAGUUGGGUGAUUGAGAGUUAAGAGUGAGUUAUUUACCACGCUGGGAAUUUGAAAUUUCAGCUACCAUGGUUUAAGCAAAUGAGGUUCUCUCCUUAACCAGGUAGAUCGAAGUAGGACUCUGUGCCUUGUUAGGCUAUUUAUUUGUGUCUAUAUUAGAACAAAAAGAAAAAGAAAAGCGAGGACAUUUAUUUGUGG
This is a messenger RNA of Amborella trichopoda, 2081 nucleotides long. It is a transcript of the gene SDG35, whose product is annotated as SET domain protein 35. Lineage: Eukaryota; Viridiplantae; Streptophyta; Magnoliopsida; Amborellales; Amborellaceae. The record is from RefSeq and is a predicted model, not a curated record. Gene Ontology annotation, molecular function: protein binding.